Molecule: messenger RNA, 3238 nt
Organism: Sarcophilus harrisii (Tasmanian devil)
Lineage: Eukaryota; Metazoa; Chordata; Mammalia; Dasyuromorphia; Dasyuridae
Product: ADAMTS-like protein 2
Exons: 18
Coding region: 1-3063 (1020 amino acids)
Biological process (GO): extracellular matrix organization
Cellular component (GO): extracellular matrix
Molecular function (GO): metalloendopeptidase activity
Source: RefSeq, a predicted model, not a curated record
AUGGCCGCCUGCCUUCCUCCUGCCAGCCUCCGCCGCCGCCUCCUCCUGCUCUCCCUCUUGGUGCUGUCCGGGACUGGGCUCUCCCGAGCCUCUGCCGCAGCCCUCCGAGCUAAGGAUAGCAGUGGGGCAUCUGAAGGGACCAUUGCCUGGGAUGAAGAUGUCCUAAAAUGGUGGGGGGAAUGGAGCUCUUGGUCAACUUGCUCACGUACCUGUGGAGGAGGAGUAAUGUCUCGGGAGAGACAUUGUCUUCAACAGAGGCUUCUCACAUCUCAGGGGACAAGCAGCAUCAUGUGCACAGGUCAUUCUAAGGACUACCACCUUUGCCACCAACAGCCUUGCCCAGCAAACUCAGACAGCUUUAAGCAACAGCAGUGUGCCAUUUUCAAUGGCAAAGCCUUUGGAAAACACCACUACCACUGGAUUCCUCUCUACCCAGAUGAUUACAUCAGCAUCUCUAACAGACCAUGUGACCUUCAGUGUACCACCAAGAGUGGGGAGAGGCAGCUGAUGGUACAAGCACAAGAUGGAACCUCCUGCAAGGACCGAAUGUAUCAAGGAGUCUGCAUCAAUGGCCAGUGUGAGCCAGUUGGGUGUGAUGGUGGCCUUCACUCCUUCCAGACAAUGGACAGGUGCCGGGUUUGUGGCGGGGAUGGCAGCACAUGUUACCGAGUUUCAGGGAGCUUUCGAAAGGGGAUCUCACAGUUAGGUUACGUAUUCAUCACCAAUAUCCCUGCUGGUGCUACCGAUAUCCUUAUCAUCGAGCGCAGGAAGACGGAAAACAUUCUUGCACUGGCUGAUGAUGCUGGGCAUUUCUUCUUCAAUGGGAAUGCUGCUGUGGAUCCUCCUCAGAAUUUCCGAAUGGCUGGAACUGUGUUUAAGUACCGGCGCCCACCUAGUCUUCAUUCAGAAGGUCUGGAGUACAUUAUAGCCCAGGGUCCCACCAACCAGUCCUUGAAUGCCAUGUAUUAUAAUUUCAAUGGGAAGGUACCUCACAUAUCUUACGACUUUACAGUGCCGAAGGUUCAAGUACUAGCUCUCCACACAAAUGCUUCAGCUCCUGAGUCUCCUCUUUCUCUCCAUGGCCCACAUGCUUAUGGUCACCAGAACCAGGAUUUUGAUUCACCUAAGACUGGACCAACUGCUGACUUCAAUACCACUUGGAUCUCUGCCAUUGCCCCAGGGGAGGUGAAUAGCCAUAUUUCACGGGGAGGAGACACCAGGAAGAUCAGCUUGGGCCACAGAGACAUUAUUCAUAGGAAUGCUGCUACUGUUCAUAUUGAAGGUUGGGGUCAGUCCAUGGGACCAGAGGAAGAGAAGCUUCAUUUCCAAGUGGAACAAGCAUAUCCUACUACCAGGGCAGGAGAAGCAGAGAUGGCACCUGUUGGUGGAAAAGCAGACUUGGAUUUCCAAUGGAGCCAGGUUUCCACCAGUACUGCCAUUCCCUACCCCAUAGUUAGUCCAGGGAUCCUGGAGAGGGGGCGAGCUGGAAUGACCCAAUUGCACAUCUUUUGGAAACUAUGUCACCGAGAUUCCCGACGGUCUGCCUUCUGCCGAAAACUGCAGCAGCUUUCCACUCCAGUGCGUGGGAGAAGCCCAACCCUAGAGCCCCUGAUCCAGCCAGCCAAAGGCUGGCAGGAAGGACUACCCCAAAUACCCACCUCUAAAGCCUUUCUUGAGGAUUUGCUAAAAGCUGAGGCUGUAGGCAAACCAGAGAAGAAGGAGAGGAUAAUUUUUGCGAGUCCUACCAUGGCAGCUGCUAAACAGAACCCUACAACUGAUUCAAGCUUCCAGGUGGGCUUAGGCCUUGAAUUUCAGGCAGAAGCCCUCCAGUCCCCUGCUAUGGAGAGCAAUGAUUUUAACGUGAGUCCUCCUGGUCAUGAGGACAUCAGCCGGGCUGACAUGUACCGCUGGAAGGUCUCUGCCCAGGCCCCCUGCAGCUCCACCUGUAACUCAGGUAUCAGUGCCUCUUAUGCCAUGUGUGUGCGUUAUGAUGGAGUGGAGGUGGAAGAGGCCUAUUGUGAUGCUGUGACGCGCCCAGAGCCUGCCUAUGAACUCUGCACAGGGAGGGAUUGCCAACCUAGGUGGGAGACAAGUCGAUGGAGUGAGUGCUCGAGGACUUGUGGGGAGGGGCAGCAGGCACGUACGGUCCGAUGCUGGAGGAUGCUGGCCCCUGGCUUUGACAGCUCAGUCUAUGAUGAGUUGUGUGUGGCAGCUGGAUUGACCCGCCCUGUGGAAAAGAAGCCUUGCAGGAGCAAAGCCUGUGGUCCUCAGUGGGAACUCUCUGAGUGGUCCGAGUGCUCAGCUCGAUGUGGUGGGCAAGGGACCAUGCGGAGAGAGGUGCGCUGCUCCCUGGGGCCAUCUCUGUGCAAUGAGUCCACAAGGCCAGUUGGUGAGAAGGAUUGCCUGGGUCCACCCUGCGAUCGGCAGUGGACUGUUUCUGAUUGGGGACCGUGCUCAGGUGCCUGUGGUGAGGGACGGAUGAGCCGAAUCAUCUCCUGUCGAAAUCUGGAGGGGAAAGUGAUCUCAGGUUCUCAGUGUGACCUGGCCACAAAGCCACUAGCUGUUUAUCCCUGUGGAGGUUGGAACUGCCCUGCUCACUGGGUGGAGCAAGCGUGGGAACAGUGCAAUGUCAGCUGUGGCCGGGGGAUAAAGGUCCGGAGGGUGCUGUGUGCAGGACUAGAGAAUGGAGUGUACCGUGAAUACCCUGAAGGGCACUGUGAUGUUUCCCAGAAACCUGAGGUACAGGCACCUUGUUUCAAGAGACCCUGUUCCACCUGGUUCACCACAACUUGGUCUCAGUGCAGUAAGACUUGUGGUGUAGGACUGAAGCUACGAGAGGUCAAAUGCUACCAAGGAGAGGAGCUGGGCCAGGGAUGUGACCCAAAUUCCAAGCCCGAAUCCAAGCAGACGUGCCAGGUCCAGCCGUGUCCUACAGAGGCACCGGAUGAAGACUGUGAGGACAAAGCCACAGCCAACUGUGCCCUGGUGCUGAGGGUGAAGCUAUGCACACACUGGUACUACCGAAAAGCCUGUUGUGGCGCGUGCCGCGGUAAAGCUCUCUGACGUGGCCAAGGGCUCGCGGGGACCUGCUUCUUGCCAUGGGGCAGCUGCGGAAGGAAGCAUUCUCCCUUGUUGGCCACUUGUUUCUCUAGGAUCAUGGAGCAUAGAUGUAAAACUCCUACAGAUAAGGAGACUGAGGCAUGUCUGCCUCCUCUGUACUGCCUCACACACCAAGUCU